GCCACUUUUCAGCACAGUUCGUUAACAGUCCUAGUCGCGAUUCUAGGAGGUUCAACCAACUAGAUUUCAUAUAAAAGCAAUUUUUUUAAGCACGGAGUAACAGACUCAUAAAUUAAAAAAAGUGUUUGUUUUUUGCUACUGACUGUAUUUUUGCUUCCGCCGUUGCUCACUCUCAGGAUUUUAUUUCUAUAUAUAAAAAUAUUAUACUCUAUAUCUAACUUAUUGUGAAGAAUCUAAUAAAAAUUGUGAUCGAAUAAUAAUCAAACAUGAAACUAUUUAUAGUUUUACUAGCUUUCCUCAUCUCCAAAAGCAGCUCAACUCUCCAUGGAGCUGUCUCGACGCAAUUUCAACAUCUCGACCCGCACAGUCGUACCUAUUCGUACGGUUAUGCUGAUCCCAACUCGCAAAAACAGGAGAGCAGAUCUUUUGAUGGAGUUACACGUGGCUCAUAUUCCUAUGUGGAUGGUAGCGGGCAUGUACAAUCGCUCUCCUAUAUUGCUGAUCCUCAUCAUGGCUUCAAUGCUGUUGGCACGAAUCUGCCAAAAGCACCCGAACCACAACCAACUCAUUUCGCUGCAAUUCAUUCGGCUGCUGCACACUCAUACGUGCCAUAUGCCCAGCAUUAUCCGCAACACAUUCCAGUUCUGACAAAAGAUGGGGUUCCUGUGGAUACACCAGAAGUACAACAUGCACGUGCUGAACACUAUGUCGCUUAUGCUGCUGCAGCAGCAGCAGCUGCAGUACACCCAGACUCGUACGAUUCCAAUGCUCAUCAUUUAUAUAAGCGAUCACUCUAUGGUCAGCCAUGGAAUUAUGCUCAUCAAAAUGCUAUACCCCCUGUAGUACUGACUCAUGGCGGCGUCCCAGUAGACACCCCAGAUGUUCAGGCAGCGAAAGCAGAACACUUCGCUGCUCAUGCUAAAGCUUUAAGCCAUGCAACAUAUAGCAAUGCCCUUCCUGUCGAUACCCCCGAAGUUAAACAUGCUAAAGCUGCUCACUAUGCUGCACAUGCAGCUGCACGUACAACUCAUUCUACUGGUCAUACAGUUCCCGUUCAUGGCUACCAUAUUCCAGUGAUUCAUAACGGAGUGCCAGUGGAAACACCGGAAGUCCAACACGCUAAAGCUGCCCACUUUGCGGCAGUAAAUGAGGCCUCAGCACGUUCUAGCCAUGUAGGAUCAAGUUACAAUGGAAAUUAUCCCAGCGCAGAAUGGGACGGUCAACAUGGAAGUAGUUAUGCUGGUAAUUAUAACCAAGGUCCUAUUCAUAUCCCAAUCAUUCACAAUGGCGUACCGGUUGAGCCUCCAGAGGUGCAGCGCGCUCGCGCUGCUCACCUAAAUGCGGUGGCUUCUGCAAGUUAUGAUUCUCGCCACGAAACUUAUUAUGAAAAUGAAAACAAUGGUCAAUACCAUCCUCUGCAUUAUUAGGACUUAAGCAAAUAAACAAACGAAAUAAAUCCUUAGCAAACGACUUAAACCCAUAAAAUUGCGAGAUAUCGAAGCGGAAAAAAUAAACAUUAAACGAAUAUCAUCAUCUUAGGGCUUUUAAAUAUUUUUGCUUUAUAUGCUGUUUUAUAAGUAAUACUGUGUUAAAUAAACGUGAAUCGUUUUAUCAUGAAAAAUUAA
Ceratitis capitata (Mediterranean fruit fly) is the source of this 1625-nucleotide messenger RNA. It is a transcript of the gene Cpr92F, whose product is annotated as histidine-rich protein PFHRP-II. Gene Ontology annotation, molecular function: structural constituent of chitin-based larval cuticle. The transcript is spliced from 2 exons. Lineage: Eukaryota; Metazoa; Arthropoda; Insecta; Diptera; Tephritidae. Gene Ontology annotation, cellular component: chitin-based extracellular matrix. The record is from RefSeq and is a predicted model, not a curated record. The coding region runs from base 267 to 1427 and encodes 386 amino acids.